AUGGCAGAGGUGAAGCUACACGGAUUUUGGUAUAGUCCCUUUCUUUGGAGGGUAGUAUGGACCCUAAAGCUAAAGGAUAUACCAUAUGAUUAUACAGAGGAAGACCGCUUCAACAAGAGUGCUCAACUUCUUAAAUACAACCCAGUGCAUAAGAAGGUUCCAGUGCUCGUUCAUGCUGAAAAACCCAUAUGUGAGUCCAUGGUCAUCGUUGAAUACAUUGAUGAAACAUGGCCACAGAAUCCAUUGCUUCCUGCUGAUCCAUAUGAUAAAGCUCUUGCACGGUUUUGGGUCAGAUAUGCUGAUGACUUGGUGGUUUCUGCAGUUGUGGCACUCAUCCUUAGCAGCACUGCUGAAGAGCUGGAGAAGGCAAUAAAGAAGAUCUUGGAGCAUCUAAGAGUUGUUGAGGAUCAGUGUUUAGAUGAUGAGAAGAAAUUCUUUGGAGGAGACACUAUUAACAUUGUUGACAUAGCUUUUGGAUCCAUCAUCAGUUUUCUUGAGAUUGCGAUAGAUAUCUUUGAAGUGAAGAUCCUAGAAGCUGAGAAAUUCCCUCAUUUUCAUUCAUGGUUUAUUAAUUUUAAGGAUGUCCCACUCAUCGCAGAAAUUAUUCCUGAACCGGAGAAACUUGUUGCUUAUAUUAAGUCUCUCAGAGAAGAAAGAUCAGUAGCUUUUAUUAAGUGAUAUAUAAAGCAUUUGUAUCUUUAUGUAUCAUCUCUCUAUAUGCGUAUUUCUGUGUUCCCAACCUCUCUGUUUGGGUUUGUCUUGUAUUACUUGAAAGUAAUAAAAGUUUAA
Gastrolobium bilobum is the source of this 789-nucleotide messenger RNA. RefSeq names its product probable glutathione S-transferase. Gene Ontology annotation, biological process: glutathione metabolic process. Gene Ontology annotation, cellular component: cytoplasm. Bases 1 to 678 code for a protein of 225 amino acids. The transcript is spliced from 2 exons. The record is from RefSeq and is a predicted model, not a curated record. Lineage: Eukaryota; Viridiplantae; Streptophyta; Magnoliopsida; Fabales; Fabaceae. Gene Ontology annotation, molecular function: glutathione transferase activity.